Molecule: messenger RNA, 2262 nt
Organism: Gastrolobium bilobum
Lineage: Eukaryota; Viridiplantae; Streptophyta; Magnoliopsida; Fabales; Fabaceae
Product: BEL1-like homeodomain protein 8
Exons: 4
Coding region: 1-2262 (753 amino acids)
Biological process (GO): regulation of transcription by RNA polymerase II
Molecular function (GO): DNA-binding transcription factor activity, RNA polymerase II-specific; RNA polymerase II cis-regulatory region sequence-specific DNA binding
Source: RefSeq, a predicted model, not a curated record
AUGAGCAGCUUAAGGCCUGAAUUGCAUGUUGCACAACAAAUUCGGCGCGACAAAUUAAGGAUCCAUAACAGUUCCCAGCAUUUGCAAGAGUUCCCGAACUUUCAAGUUAGGAACAUUAGAAAUGGCAACAUGCUUGAUGAGGCAUCUCUUUAUUCAUCGGAAAUGAUAAGUUUUUCAACGGAUUCGAAUCCUUUAUCUGCUCCUAGAAACACGUUGGAGUUUAGUCAGGAACUAGGUUCUUCAUCCGAACCAAGUAGGCUAAUGAUGCCUCCUCACUAUGGUAAUUCAUUUCCCCAUCCAUCUUCCCCAAAAGAACAAUGCCAACAGCGUAACUUUGAUUGGAUGAUGAAUUAUCAAAACGAAAGAAAUCCCAACUCUUUCAUGGAUGCUGAGCUCAAUAAUAAUGUGUCUUCUACUCACACUUUCUAUGGGAAGCCUAGUUCUAAUGUGCUUACUGUUGCAAAGUCUUCUCCAAGCCCAGAAAUUCAUAAGCAACUAGGGGAAAUGCAUUAUCCUUCUUCUUCUUCUUCUUCACCUUCACUUUAUCAUAAUGCUUUGCAGGAUAUUUUCAAAUCAGCUUCUAAUAUUGUCCACGGUUCAGAAAUUCCUUCCCUGAUGCAGCAUCAAACUGGUCAUGGAACUUGGGGUGGGAAUCAUAGUGAGCUUGUGCUUCAUCCAAGCUAUGUAAAUCAAGCAAAUGAUCAAUUGCAUAUUGACAAUACCCUUCGUUGGAAUGAUCAACAAGUGAGGGAUUGCAAUCCUCAGGGUCUAUCCUUAUCACUUUCUUCAAAUUCACAAUCCAAGAUUUCUGGUUCUCAUUUUGAAGAGGGGUCUGCAUGUGAUGAUCUUCAAUCUUCUAAGUUUGUGAAAUCUAUCAUGAAGCCGUCUAUGAUUUCUAGAGAUUGUGGGAAAUCACUUGAAGACCCGAUUGGAAUGGUUGUAAACACUAGUAGUUAUCGAAAUCUUGGUCCCCUUGGUCCUUUCACUGGAUACGCUCUAAUUCUGAAGAGUUCAAGGUUCUUGAAGCCUUGCCAACAGCUGUUAGAUGAAUGCUGUUGUCAAUCUAGUCCUAAACUUGUGAAAGCUUGUGAUAUUCCAAAAUGGAUCUCUCGAGAAGUUGGUGCUUCUACUUCUGCUGGUGCUGUUAAUGUUGAUGAAAGUGGGGUUGCUGCAAAAGUUAGUAAUUCAGGUCUUUCUUCAUGUUCAAUGUUCUAUAGUUCAAAUGAAAAUAACGCUGAUGGUGGAGCCUCGAGUAGCUUUUGUCUUUCUUCUCGGCCAGAAUGCCAAAAGAAUAAGGCAAAACUCCUGUUCAUGCAAGAAGAGGUUACCAGGGGAUACAAGCAAUACCAUCAACAAAUGCAAAUGGUUGUUUCAUCCUUUGAUUCAGUGGCGGGUCUUAGUUCUGCUACCCCUUAUAUCUCCAUGGCUCUCAAGUCAGUAUCAAGACACUUCAAAUGCUUAAAAAAUGCUAUCUCAGAUCAACUCAAGUUUGUAUGUGAAGUUUUGGGAGAGGACUUUUCAAUACCAACAACCACAAGUACUAAUAGUAAAUUUGACAAUUAUAUGACAAGGCUAAGGUGCAUGGACCCAAGUUUUCAGAAGAACAAAUCUGGUGGGGGUAACAUAGACUUUCUUGAACCCCAACAACAUGUGUGGAGGCCCCAAAGAGGCUUACCAGAACGCUCUGUUGCAAUUCUAAAAGCCUGGUUAUUUGAGCAUUUUCUUCAUCCGUACCCCACGGAUACUGAUAAACACAUGUUGGCUACUCAAACGGGUCUAUCACGAAAUCAGGUAUCAAAUUGGUUCAUAAAUGCUCGAGUUCGUGUGUGGAAGCCAAUGGUUGAGGAAAUACACAUGCUUGAAACAAAAGGCAUAACGGGUGCCCACAAGAACUCUAAUAAUUAUGAGGGAACUUCUGCCUCUGAAGGUAGCAAGUUUGGUACGCAUGCAAUCCCUGAAAAGCAAUUUCAGUGUUUGGAAAUGGGGUCAUCCUCAGCUUGCAAUGAGGAAAAUGGAAUAGAUGAAGAACAAUGGAAUCAAGAGAAGCGGUCUAAAUUGGAAUGUCAUAUAACAUCAAGCAUGGAUGGGACAAUGAUGGGUUUUAUGCCAUACAGACAUGGUGGAUUUGAGGUUGGGGGACUUGGAUCUGUGUCACUAACUUUGGGUCUUAGGCAUGGUGUUGAAGGUGUGCAACACAAGCAACAGGAGGAGGAGCUUAGACCUAACUUUGGAGGGCACAUGAUCCAUGAUUUUGUCGGCUGA